AUGACUUCUCUUCUAACCGCCUUUCCAGCGGAAAUCCUUCUCGCCAUCAUCCGCCAGCUAGACCCUUGGAGGCUUUGCAGAAGAUCGCUACAAUAUGAUACAUUUGAUGAGGCUGACUGGGAGUCUUAUGCUGCCCUCGCCUCCUUAUCAAGAACCUGCAAGACUCUGCAGCAUCUCGCGCAGCCCCAGUUAUUCCGCCGCAUACCACUAGAUGACGGCAAUAUUGCCGAGCUUACACGUACUCUCAUCAAGCAGCCACAUCUUGCUGGCGCGGUACAAGAUUUAUCUACUGGAAACCUGUGGCUGAAGCGGCGUAACGACUUCAAGUGGGACAUCUGUGAAGAAGAUACUACAAUGCUUGACAAGUACCUAGCAGUGUACUACAGGGACACGCCCACCAUACCACUAGAGCAGAUACAGCUCGUCUUAGAGCACUAUCCCCUUUGGGACUCCUUUGAUAUUUCGGGGGCGCUGGCAGUCGUGGCAAUUGCUCAAACGACAAAUAUCCAGCGACUUAUAAUCAACCCGAGCCAUUGUUAUUUUCCGAAAUCGUUCACUCUGCCGGAACUUCCAUGUCUUACGGAGUUCUAUUAUAUACAUUCACAUUGUACACACUCAUAUGAACAGCCCAAGCUUCAAGAUAAUUCUAUUCUGAAUAUAAUAUUCGCAGCAGCCCCGGCACUGAAAAGGUUUCAUGCACACAUAAUCGACUGUCUUCCUCCGAAUAUACCUUAUAACAACGUGACUGAAGCUGUAUUGACCGAGAGCUGCUUAAGCUACGCGAGCUUCAGAACUCUCAUUGAAAGAUUUCCACGCCUGCAGAAAUUUACAUACGAGUGUGCUAAGGAGUCCUGGGCAGAGGGCCCAGAGCCGAGGCCUCGCGAGAUAGCUGACCUUCUGCCUCUUCGGAGAGAUACAGUUACGCACCUGUCUCUUGAUUUUCGACAGUCAAACCGGUACGUGAAUGACCAAGAGUAUGUCAAAAUCGUUGAGCAUAUGCACGCUCUGGAAUCCCUGGUGCUAGGUCUACAGCUCUUCACAGACUAUGAAGCUACUACAGCUGCAUUACUGAAGUGUUUGCCUAAAUCAAUCCAAUCCGUGGAAAUGCUUUGUAUAUUUAUUGGCCCGGAGUUUGAGAUGAUAGCUAGAACACUGCAGGCACAGUUUCCGAACCUGAAGAUACGUUUCGAGAAUGAUGAGGAUGGGGAGAGUCUUAGUUUCCCUUAA
Nannizzia gypsea CBS 118893 is the source of this 1227-nucleotide messenger RNA. RefSeq lists its product as hypothetical. The record is from RefSeq and is a predicted model, not a curated record. NCBI's taxonomy places the organism in Eukaryota, Fungi, Ascomycota, Eurotiomycetes, Onygenales, Arthrodermataceae. The coding region runs from base 1 to 1227 and encodes 408 amino acids. The transcript has a single exon.